Molecule: messenger RNA, 1188 nt
Organism: Tachysurus vachellii
Lineage: Eukaryota; Metazoa; Chordata; Actinopteri; Siluriformes; Bagridae
Gene: tcta
Product: T cell leukemia translocation altered
Exons: 3
Coding region: 219-527 (102 amino acids)
Source: RefSeq, a predicted model, not a curated record
ACAGCGUGGCAUCGUCUGUAUUUUUUGCUGCCCGAAGAAGAUGACUUUUGUUUUGUUUACCUUCACUGUCUAACAGAUUCUUUGAAAAUGACUAAACGUCCAUUUACUGAUGUUUGUUUAUUUUUUUAAUAGUCUCACUUCAUCUAAACUGAGCCUUGCCCAGGUUGUGUGUGAAACCAACAGGGUUUAUUGAACUAGCAUUAGCUUUCCUGGCUAACAUGGAGGAACCGUGGGAUUUCGAGUUCCUCUCUCGCGUCGUGGACAGUUUAGUGUCAUUUCUGGCCGAAUUUGUGGACGACUGGCUGGCCAACGACAUGAGAGUCGCCGUGUUCAAAAUCCUUUUCAGCUGGCUCAUCCUCAGUUUAAUUGCCAUACAUUUCGCUUGGAAAGUUUACGGUAACAGAGUGAACGAUAUGUACUACAGGCAAGGAACUGGGGGACAGAAAGGUGGCACACCAGAUACAGCAACUCACCUGAGUGGAUGGGAGAAUGCUGCCAGAGAAAUCCUAAAGUCACACCAUGAGUGAUGGGACCACGUUGACUAAGAAUACCCAAGUCUCACUGUAACCACACUGCUGAAAGAUAACAAAAAAACAUUCCAGAGGUGCGCAUAUGAAGGCCUUGGAAGUCAUGGUGAUACUUAUGGCCAGUGACCAGUUAGGUGGCUUGGCGAAAAUUAUUCGAAAUGGCGUUUGAGACGUCUAGCGGCACUUUGUUUGAAAGACUCCGUAAUUAAGUAAAAUCUAUGGAUCCUGAUAUGUAUUGAACUUCAUGUCCAUCCUUUCAGUUGCAAGCUUGUACAUAUAACAGUGAAGACCAUAUAGCUCUCCUAGUCUCAGCAUGCUCGGGUUUUCAGCAAAACUAAUACAUUACCAUUUAAUUUAUUUAAAAAUAUUUCGCAUUACUUAACCUUCCAGCUGAGUCUGAACACAAAAGGGACCGAAUUGACUACAACUAUACAUAAUAAAUAAUAAAGUGAUAAUAAUAAUAAAGUGAAUUUGUUAACUAUUUUACACUCAACAGAUGACCCAGAAAAACAAUGCAGUGCUGUCUUAUAAGCCUUACCGAAAAUACUUCAUAGGUGUAUGCAAAUAACUAACGUAUUUGUCUGCAGGCUAACCAAGCGUUGGUUUUUGCAGAAAAACAGACUGUCUACCACGUCACACAUCCCUAUGCACUCUGAAGUGA